CCCACCCUCGCUUCUUGAUCAUCACCGCCGGUGAGAAAGACAGAGAAAGAGUUAUUUUCCGACGAUGAACGGCGGCCGGAAGCCACUGGACGUACAGAUUCCGGUGGCGGAGUCGAAGGUCACGGCGGACUCUGGCACCAUGAGCGGACCGCUAGUGGCGCAAGGGGCGCGAGCGGCCGCUCUGGCGCAGCGGAGGGCCGACGUCGUACAUGCGGCUCUCCGGUUUCUUUGCCUCACGACCUCCGUCGUCUCCCUCUCGGCGAUGGCCGUGGCUGAGCAGUCCUCGUCCAUCGUCAUCUACGGCUUCAGCCUCCCUGUCUACGCCAAAUGGAGCUUCUCCGACUCCUUCGAGUACCUAGUCGGAAUGUGCGCGGCCGUCGCGGCGCACUCGCUGCUUCAGCUGCUUCUGAGCGCGUCGAGGAUGGCGAAGAGAUCGCCGGUGAUCCCCUCCCGCAGCCACGCGUGGUUGAUGUUCGCUGGUGAUCAGGCUUUUGCGUACGCUAUGAUGAGCGCGGGCUCUGCGUCGGCGGGCGUGACCAACCUGAACCGCACCGGAAUCCGGCACGCUCCGCUGCCGGAUUUCUGCAAGCCCUUGAACGUGUUCUGCAGCAGGGCGGCCGUCUCGAUAGCGUUUGCCUUCUUCACCUGCUUCCUGCUCGCGGGUUCUGCUCUCUUGGACGUCAUCUGGCUCUCCAAAUACUAAGGCUUCAUCGCAACUCCGCUUUCCCUCUUACGUUUCUGUUGUGGAAAAUGGGUGUUAUCUUGCACACUAAUGUAAUUGACCAGAAAAAUCGUUUGAUUUAAUCUGAUCAUUUCCAUUCUGAAA
Molecule: messenger RNA, 826 nt
Organism: Nymphaea colorata (pocket water lily)
Lineage: Eukaryota; Viridiplantae; Streptophyta; Magnoliopsida; Nymphaeales; Nymphaeaceae
Product: CASP-like protein 3A1
Exons: 3
Coding region: 65-703 (212 amino acids)
Source: RefSeq, a predicted model, not a curated record